This is a messenger RNA of Boeremia exigua, 679 nucleotides long. RefSeq lists its product as uncharacterized. The record is from RefSeq and is a predicted model, not a curated record. The transcript is spliced from 2 exons. The coding region runs from base 108 to 521 and encodes 137 amino acids. Lineage: Eukaryota; Fungi; Ascomycota; Dothideomycetes; Pleosporales; Didymellaceae.
UUUGACAACGGUCAGUUCCCUUCCUCAGCUGAACGGCGCACUGUCUGGCGUACGCUAUCGGCACCUCCAGAGUUUCAAAAUGCCAUGGUGAUUGACGCGUUCCUUCCAUGGUACCAAUCAGCAGUGGAGUUUGGCUCCUUCCAUUAUUUCCCCUCCCACUGGUUCCCCUUCAUCGACCUAUCAGCAAGAUUUACAAACAAGGUAUUUUCGAGGUGGCUGCAUCAUCAUUCGCUUUGAUCAGCUCAACGGUGGUACAAUUCGAUGCUCCGGGUCUGUUGCCGGGUCUAAGGCACCUGCACAGAUAUCCGUGGUGCAACUGGCUGCAUGCCACCGCUUCGAGAUCUUCAGCCCAACGUCCCAAACAACAGCAAGCCGCUGAGCAGUGCGCAACCAGCUCUCCACGAAUCCACACUCACCGGGCGCGAUGCAAGCCUCUGACUGUUGUGCGGUGGAGUUGGGCUUCAACAGCUGCGGCAUCAACACGUAAUCCAGGCACGCUCCCUCAAGUGUCAAAAUCGUGAACGGUCCAGAAGACGGCCCACGUCCAACGCACUGCGAUUAACUUUGACCUCUGCGAAAAUACAAAAAAUGCAGCCAAUCACAUUUCGGUGCCUGACGCUGUUGAGAAGCGCAGGCUCGAUUUUCCAGCUACGCAAGCCACAUACCGCUGGUCCCAAAA